Molecule: messenger RNA, 2946 nt
Organism: Heteronotia binoei (common prickly gecko)
Lineage: Eukaryota; Metazoa; Chordata; Lepidosauria; Squamata; Gekkonidae
Gene: TCERG1L
Product: transcription elongation regulator 1 like
Exons: 13
Coding region: 165-1988 (607 amino acids)
Cellular component (GO): nucleus
Molecular function (GO): RNA polymerase binding; transcription coregulator activity
Source: RefSeq, a predicted model, not a curated record
UGCCGCUCGACGCUGCUUUGGAGAGUUGGAGGGGAACUGAUGGGCAUCGCAGUCCAGCCGCAAGCCGCUUGGGUGCCGAGCUGCUGCCGCCGCCGCUGUGGCCGUCGGUUGCCUUCGCCGGAGGCUCCCCAUGCGAGUGGUGGGAUCGCACUGUAAGAUGUAGAAUGCUCCCGGUGCCGAGAGCCGAGCGGCAGCAGCCUCUCCUGUGGCCCGGGAAUGCGGAGCCCCCAGCGCUUCCUUGGAUUUGGAUGGUCCCGAGCGCGGCUGGGCUCUUUCGGAUCAGGGGCGCUGCUGGCGUGGUGCCCCCGCCUCUGCUGCUCUCCUCGCCGCCUCACCCACCCCCACCGCCUCCUGCCCCGCUGCUCCAGGGGCUUUCAGGCUGGCAACUUCCCUGCGACCCUUUCCUGCCUUUGAUGGCACCGGAGCACCAUUCCGCCGUUCCCCAGCUUCCCUUUGUGAACGGACAGUGGAUGUUUGGAACUCAUUCCCCAGCCAUUGGAUUUUCACCAUCAUCAAACUUGGAAUUUGUUCCUCUUUUCCCCCAUGUGUAUACAACUACUGGGCCACCACAUUCUGGAAAAAGUUGGAUAGAAAAGAGGCUACCAAAUUGCAAAAUCUUUUUGAACAAUGCAUUUGCUCUGGAUUCAGCAUGGAUACACCCUGAGGAAGUACGGAUCUACCAAGGACAUGAGAAGCCUCUUGUUAUGUCCAAUCAAGUUGCUGUGGCUUUAUCUAGGCCAGCUGCUGCCCCCAGGCCUCUUCCUGCAAUGGUGUUAACCCCCCAGCCUAUUCCAGGUGGUUGCCUUAAACAUGCUGGCAGUAACCAGACAAUUGCAUUUGCUGCAGCCAUGGUGUCGGUAGAUGCGGAAGCCCCUCAGGGACCAUCAACAGCCAGUGUCCAGCCAUGUCAUGUGCUCACCUUGUCACCGAUCAAAAUACCAGUGUUGACAUCACCUUUCCCAGGUGCUCCUUCCAGAAUGGAUACACGCAUGAGUUCCCUGAUGCCAACUCAAGUCACCAGGGUAGCGGCUAUUUCUUCGCCAUCUGUGACAUUCAUGGCAACCAAUUUGGUGGAUCAGACAUUAACAGAUAAAGGCAAAGAAUCAAACAGGACUUCCUGCCCACCAACCCUGAUAUUACAUACUGAAAUAAAAAACAAGCCAACAGAGAAUGAAGAGAAGAGUUGUUCUAUAAAACUACUCCCAGAAGAUGAGAGUGCUUCAAAUGGCAACAAGCCUGUGGCAUCCACUCCAGUUCCAGGAUCUCCUUGGUGUGUAGUCUGGACUGGAGAUGACCGAGUCUUCUUCUUCAACCCUACAAUGCAGUUGUCAGUGUGGGAGAAACCUGUGGAUCUAAAGAAUCGUGGUGAUAUUAACAGACUCAUUGAAGACCCACCUCAUAAGCGCAAACUGGAAACUUCAGCAACAGAUAAAACUGAUGGCUCUUCUUCAGAGGAUAUAAAUAAUGAUCACAGUACCAAAAGCAAGAGAAAUAAACUGGAAGAUAUGCAGAAUGCUGAGCCUGAAAAAGAAGACAAAACUGUGAAAGCGGCAGAACAUCAGAUUAUGCUUCCAUUGGAGGAACGUAUUACCCAUUUUCGAGAUAUGCUUCUGGAAAGAGGGGUGUCUGCAUUUUCCACAUGGGAAAAAGAGUUACAUAAAAUAGUUUUUGAUCCACGAUACCUUCUGCUUAAUUCAGAAGAACGUAAACAGAUCUUUGAGCAGUUUGUCAAGACCAGAAUAAGAGAAGAAUACAAGGAAAAGAAAAAUAAAUUACUACUAGCCAAAGAGGGAUUUAAAAAACUUCUGGAGGAAUCAAAAUUAUCACCCAGGACAACAUUUAAGGAGUUUGCAGAGAAACAUGGCAGAGAUCAACGAUUUCGGCUUGUUCAGAAGAAGAAAGACCAAGAGCAUUUUUUCAACCAGUUCAUACUUAUCCUUAAAAAGAGAGACAAAGAAAACAGAAUACGGCUACGGAAAAUGAGAUAAAGAAGAAAAAAAUUGCAAUAAGAACGCAAAUCAAAAACUGAGGUUUCUAUGGUGGAAAAACUUGAAGGGCAUGCGUUAUGUGUCAUCUUCUUUGAGUUCAUAUCCCAGCAAUUUUAUGAAAAGCCAGAUAACCUGGACCUGUUACUGUGCCAGAAGGUUCAAUGAACGCAUGUUAAGUUUAAGGCUGCACUGCAGGAAUCUGUAGGAUAUUUCAUUCUCAGAGACUUAAUGUUUCAUAUUGAAGCUCUCUUUUUUACAACAUUCAAGUUUGAUGUAUUUCUAAUUACCAUGAUAUGUCAGUCCCUUAAUUGUUUAAUUAUGCAAAUUACUUGUAAUAUACAUAAAUUCUAAAUCCAAUGUGAUUUGAAAUUAAGCAGCAACAGAUGCCAUCCAUAACAAUUGCAAGACAUUAUUUUUAACCACAUAAAGCAGUUCACUAAAAUCUGCGAUCCUGUGCACGCUUACUUGGAAGUAUAUCCAGUGAACUCAGUGGAUUUUAUUUCCUGGUAACCAUGCCUAGACUUGCAUCACACUGCAAUUUUUUGUUUUGUUUUGUACAUUAAACAUGAAUGGUUCAGAGGUCCAGUGAAUUGAAGAUAUCAUUAAUCAGUGUUCAUAAGUCUAAGUCUAGUUUUCUGAGUAGUAGUAGUAAUAGGGUAUUAAUUGUAAACCAUAGUGAAGAGUGUGAAUAUCUUGGCACCUUUCCUGUAGAACAAUGUAAAUCUUAAUUUUAAAAGAAAUGAAUUUGUAAGUAAAUUAUUCUGGAUGGUGCUCCAAGCACACCGAAAAGAGCGGCACUUCUCUAUUAAAUGCUACUAUAAAGAAGUUAUUUUGUAAAACCAUCCUAUUAAUAUUUGAGUUAUUUUUAUUGUAUGCAAAGAGUUUGCAUGAGAUUUGUCUCAUCUUUGUAUAAACAAAUAUUUUAACUUUUUUUUAAUUAAUAAAUAUUUUAAGACUA